This is a messenger RNA of Salarias fasciatus (jewelled blenny), 617 nucleotides long. Its product is annotated as SH2 domain-containing protein 1A-like. The record is from RefSeq and is a predicted model, not a curated record. Lineage: Eukaryota; Metazoa; Chordata; Actinopteri; Blenniiformes; Blenniidae. Gene Ontology annotation, biological process: regulation of signal transduction; regulation of immune response. The annotation marks the transcript as partial. The transcript has 3 exons.
CACACACCAGCAGCUCAUCGUUCAGCUGAGGGUCCGUCGGCCCCCGUUGCCCCCCCGUUGCCAUGGCAGCGGCCAUGCCAGCCUGCUACCACGGAGCCAUCAGCCGGCUGCAGUGUGAGGAGCUGCUGGGGAAGAAGAACAAGGACGGAGCGUUCCUGAUCCGGGACAGCGAGACCAUCCAGGGAGCCCUGUGUCUGUGUGUGUAUAAAGAGAAGCUGAUUUACACCUACAGACUGAUGCAGACACACACCGGGAGCUACACACUGCUGACAGCUGGAGGUGAGCAGGAGCUGUUCUUCAAGACUCUGGAGGAUCUGAUCAAUCACUAUAAGAAGAAGAAUCAGGGUCUCGCUAUUCCGCUGCGAUGCUCCGUCAAACGGAAGACGGCUCUGCUCAUAAAAGCUAGACCAGACCAGAGACCGGACCAGUGGCUCUACCAGAGUUCAGACCAGAAACCACAACAGAGACCGGACCAGAGCCCGGCCCACAGACUGGACCCGAGACUGGACCAGAGACCAGACCAGAGCCCGGCCCACAGACUGGACCAGGGACCAGACCAGAGACCAGACCAGAGACCGGCCCACAGACUGGACCAGAGAUCGGACCAGAGACCGGAC